Molecule: messenger RNA, 624 nt
Organism: Closterium sp. Yama58-4
Lineage: Eukaryota; Viridiplantae; Streptophyta; Zygnematophyceae; Desmidiales; Closteriaceae
Source: the annotation of a GenBank genome assembly
AUGGCAAACACGCACACACAUUCACACAGCAGCAGCAACAGCAACAGCAACAACAGCAACAACAACAACAACAACAACAACAACAACAACAACGACAACCGCAACAGCAGCAAGAGCAACAUCAGCAACAGCGACAACGACAGCGAUGACGCCAGCGAAGUCAAUAGCAACGACAGCAACGACGGCAGCGACAGCAAGGGCAAUAUCAAGGGCAACAGCAACGGUAACGGCAACGGCGACAGAGACAGCGACAGCCACAACCAUAGAGACAGUCACAGCGACAGCAAUAACCACAUCCACAGCCAGCGAAUUCUCCACGACGACGAUGAUGACGAUGACGACGAUGACGACGAGCCGUCGUGCCUGGACAAAUACAAGAAGCGGUACGCUCAGUGCGAGAAGAACGAGAAGAAAUGCGAGGACAAGGCUGAGGACGAAGACGACGAAAAGGUGUGCGAAAAGAAGUCCAAGACGUGCGAGGUGAAGGCGUACAGGAGUUACAAGACGUGCAAGUACGGCAAGUGGAGCUGCAAGGACUGGUGCAAGUACCACAAGCGCCAGUGCUAUUCCAAGAAGAAGAGCAAGUGCGAGGAGAAGUAUGAAGACUGCAAGGAGGACUGCUAG